AUGAAUUUGCGCAAGCUGAGUUUGUAUUUCGCUGGCAGAGGGGGGUUCGAGAACGCCGAUUGGUUAUCAUUGGCCGGCGUCGUCGCCGUUUCAGGUACUAUAUCUGAAAAGGGGUUGCACUCGUCAAGAAAGGGUCUUCUGGAGCUGUAUCUUUCAUGGGUGUUGCCGCCGGUGAUUCGACUUUCUGAUGCUGGAGCUGGAACAGACGGCAGUGUUCCAACAGUUAUUGUAAAUAGUGUUGGUGAUGAAGGAGCUGUCUGUUUGGAUGGCACCCCACCGGCAUAUAAUUGGGAUGCUGGGAAAGGUGAAGGUGCAAACAAUUGGCUACUUCACUUUCAAGGAGGCGGGUGGUGCUUGAACAGUACUCUUUACGAGACAUCCGAUCAAAGCGUUCAAAGUUGUGCAAGCCGUGUGAAUGGUUCCUAUGGUUCUUCUCGAUACAUGCAGGCCACCUUUAACUUAACAGGCAUGUUAAGCGAUGACCCCAAAAUAAGUGCUUUUUACAACUGGAAUCGAGUCCUCCUUCGAUACUGUGAUGGAGGGUCAUUUGCCGAAAAUGCUGAACAAUCAGAUCUUGUCACUAAACAUUACUACAGGCGUGCAAGGAUUUUCGAUGCAAUUGUGAAGGAUUUGUGGGCCAAAGGAAUGAGAAAUGCUCAAAAUGUACUUCUUUCCGGCGGCUCAGCAGGAGGGUUGGGUUCAAUCAUACACUGUGAUCGGUUUCGAGCUCUAUUUUCUAUGAAUGUUAGAGUGAAAUGCCAUGCGGAUGGUGCGCUCUUCAUUUGUGUGAAAAAUCUCGAGCAUGCAAAAUUCUUUGCUGCUGUUUUUCGCAGUGUAGUUGACCUACACAAACCUGACAAGGCCUUACCUGCUGAGUGCACUUCAAAACGGGGUCCAUUUGAGUGUUUCUUCUCAAAAUCUUUGGUGCAAUACCUGAAAUCUCCGAUUUACUUCCUUAAUUCGGCAUUUGAUGCAUUUCAAAUAAGAAAUACAUUUUCGAAUCAUUUGCGCGAAACCAUUAUGAAUCACACCCUUAGUAAAGGUGAUGUGCCUAUGCUACAAGAUUUCAGGACACAAUUGAUAAGUGUAUUGCCCCCACCAAGUAGUGACAUAGGAUUUAUAAUUACUUCUUUAUUCGGACAUACCUCUGCUCUACAGGGCUUGAAGAAACCCAUGUUUGUCGAUGAGAAAUCCGAGACAUUUGAGAGCGCAUUUAUGGAUUGGUUCUUGGACAAACAUUAG
Ipomoea nil (Japanese morning glory) is the source of this 1242-nucleotide messenger RNA. RefSeq names its product pectin acetylesterase 7-like. The record is from RefSeq and is a predicted model, not a curated record. Gene Ontology annotation, biological process: cell wall organization. The coding region runs from base 1 to 1242 and encodes 413 amino acids. Lineage: Eukaryota; Viridiplantae; Streptophyta; Magnoliopsida; Solanales; Convolvulaceae. Gene Ontology annotation, cellular component: plant-type cell wall. Gene Ontology annotation, molecular function: pectin acetylesterase activity. The transcript has 3 exons.